Molecule: messenger RNA, 930 nt
Organism: Miscanthus lutarioriparius
Lineage: Eukaryota; Viridiplantae; Streptophyta; Magnoliopsida; Poales; Poaceae
Source: the annotation of a GenBank genome assembly
AUGGCCUUGCUCGACCGGCUGCGCGCGAUUGGGUUCAAGCCGUCGCCUGAGGCACGCGAGGAGGCCAGAGCUGUCGUGGCGGACUGGAAGCGAGGCAAGCGGAUCGGGACGGAGGUGAUGUUUAAGCAGGAGACGUUCGCCUUCUUGCAUCUCGUGGGAGUGUUUGGGCUCGUGGAGGAUAUGGGCGGUACCGGCGAGGUGCUUGAUCUAGUCGUGUCCAUCUCUGGUCGUGAGCGCCCCGUUGAGGCGUUCGUCGUCCUUGGCCUGGACCUCGACCAGCGUAUGCCAAUUGCUGGUAAGAUGAUCCGCAUCAGGGGAGAUGAUCUUGCUACUCAAGUGCAUCUCUGCUGCAGCAUUCUUUAUUAUAAACAUUAUACAAUCAAGGUUAAUGCAGCUGAUGCAAAAGAGCGCACACUUCUUGGUGGAACAUUGCAGAAGUUCAUUAAGGAACAGAAGCUAGAAGAACUGCCUAUUUUUGAAGAAGCUAACAAGCGAAUGGCACAUUUGGAUCAGCAAAGUGCUGAGAGAAAAAGAACUGCUGCAGCAGCGGCUGCGGCUGCCCAAAAGGCCAGAACGUUAACUCAGCUGGAACCUCUACUCAAACAAUUUAAGCCACAGCAGAUCAUUCUUAAAGUUGGAGUGUCAAAUCUGUAUCAAGCUGCUUUAACCCAGAAUGUACUGCCAGCGAUCACAAAGAUUUCGCAGGUAGUUGCUGGGAGCCAUCGUCCAGUUGGCAUCCAAAAUCAGGCCCUUGCUGUUCCGCCUCAAUUUGGUAGUGGUAGCUUGGCAAAUUAUUAUGGAGUGACAUCCACCGGGCCAUACAGGUCCAACACUCUAGCUCCUGGACCUGGUGCUUUGAAUGGUCCAAGUGCGCAGGCAUCAUCAAGAUCAAAGCUCUAUUCUGGAGAUCCCCUCGCGGCUGUCUCCUGA